This is a messenger RNA of Fusarium subglutinans, 1776 nucleotides long. RefSeq lists its product as uncharacterized. The transcript has a single exon. NCBI's taxonomy places the organism in Eukaryota, Fungi, Ascomycota, Sordariomycetes, Hypocreales, Nectriaceae. The record is from RefSeq and is a predicted model, not a curated record. The coding region runs from base 1 to 1776 and encodes 591 amino acids.
AUGCCUUUUGACUUCAAGGCCUACGACCAGAAAUGCCAGGGCUUGACGCUCGAGGAGCUACAGCGAGAAUGGGAGCACUACACUCGCCUAAUCUCAGGCGCUGCCACGUCGACUGCGGUGUCGGGAUGCGCUAUACCCCUCACACUCGGUGUCUCAACCAUUGGAGUCGCGAUGGCAGCACCGGCAAUUCACAACGCGCGAAAGAAACGAGAGAUCAUCGAACGGCAUCUUAAUCGACUGAAUGCGACGCAUAAAACACGAAAGCGCGAUGUCCUUGGAAGUAUGGCUGUGAGCGGAACGAUCGGCGUUGUGACCCUCGGUGUCGGAAGCAUGGGCGCCGAUGCUGUUGCGACUGCUGGUGCAGAGCACGGCAUCCAGUCGAUCGUGGCGAAUGAGACUGCUAUCAAGCUUGUGUCGCAUGCUGCGCUUGAUGGCGCGGGGAUGAUGGUUGAGCAUAAGCAUACAGAUCAUCUGAAGAAGAAGGAUGCGCGAAAGGCGUUUCAGAAAGCAGGUGUUUUUCAAGCUGUUCAGGAUGCUAAGGCUGCUGAGGCUGGUUAUACGAUUCAGCCGCAUCAGAACAAUGGGCAAUUUUAUGCUACUGGGAGUUCGUCGCAAGCAGUUCCGCCGCCGCCGCCGUACAAUGCUGUUGUUAGUCAGACGCCUGGAUUGCCAGCUUACAAUACUACCCCAAAUGGGUAUCCUCAAGACUUCAAGGCGCCACUCGCCCAUCAGCAAGCUCAACAGAACCAGACUUAUCUGACGCCCCAUGUCACUGGACAGCAGCCAAUGCAACAGUAUGAUUACUCACAGCAACAAGUCCCGACAUACGGUGCACCAUCACCUAUGCCUUCAGUGAACGCGCAGAUGUUCUCGCCGCCGCUUACACCAGCUGUUCAAUACCCUCCUCAAACCACACAAGCACCCAACAUGCAGCAGUCUCAGCCGCAGCCUCUCUACCAACAACAGACGGGAGUUCCGCCCUAUAACCCUGCUAUGACACCGCAGCCUUUCAACAUGACUGCAAUGCAUCAGGCUCUUCCUCCUGCUACCCCUGCACCGCCAACUCCGUAUCAACAGCCACAGGUUCAACAGGUUCCAAAUAUGGUGUUGCCUACACCUCCACAGGACAGCACUCAGGGCUAUACGCCUCAACAAGUGCUGCCGCAGCCAACUGGACAGAUUGCUGGUGCACCUCAAGCGGGAUACUUUCCAACUAUCCCAGCAACACCAGCUGGAUAUCCGCCUGCUGUCACGAUUUCGCACCAGCCAACGCCGCAGCCUGCUGCUCCAGGAAAUGUCUAUCACACUCCAGUGCAGCAUGUUGUUCAGCAUGAAACUGGGUAUCAGCCUUCACCUACACCGGCCGCUCAGCCGCAUUAUCAGCAGCAGCCCAGCUAUGCAACACCACAGCAUACUGGCACUUGCCAGCAAUCACCAGUGCCCGCACCCGCUGACCGAAGAAGCUCUUUCGUUGCCCUGCACCAACCAACUUACGCUCCCCAUGCGCCAUACAAUCCUCAAGAUUGGGCUCCUAAACCUCAGCCGCCUGACAUGACCAGUCCACCUGUACCGGCUGCACCUACCAUGCAGUAUCAGAUGCCACCGACUCCGCUCCCAACUGGCUCAGCAGUGAAUCAGUACCAAUACGAUAACAAAGGGUCAUACUUUCCAGCCCAGCCACAGACACCUCAAAUGACGGGACAAGUCUCUCAGCAAUAUCCCCCGGGAAAUUAUCCCGGAGCCCCAAUGCAGAAUUCUGUACAGGUGACGCAGUAG